UCGGCGCGGUGGGGACAGACCUUACCCACCCCGCGCCCUAGUCAGGAGCCGCGGAACCCGCCGAGCCCUCCUGCAGCCCGCAGCCCCGUCCGGCUGCGCGUCGCGGAGCGAACCUUCGCCCCGCACUCGGAGACCGAGAUGGCGUCAGUGACUGAUGGUAAAACUGGAGGCAAAGAUGCCUCUGACCAGAAUUUUGACUACAUGUUCAAACUGCUCAUCAUCGGAAACAGCAGUGUAGGCAAGACCUCCUUCCUCUUCCGCUAUGCUGACGACACCUUUACUCCAGCCUUUGUCAGCACUGUGGGCAUUGACUUCAAGGUGAAGACGGUCUAUCGUCAGGAGAAGCGAGUGAAGCUGCAGAUUUGGGAUACAGCUGGACAGGAGCGGUACCGGACCAUCACCACAGCCUAUUACCGUGGAGCCAUGGGCUUCAUUCUGAUGUAUGAUAUCACCAAUGAGGAGUCUUUCAAUGCUGUCCAAGACUGGGCUACCCAGAUAAAGACCUACUCCUGGGACAAUGCCCAGGUUAUUCUUGUUGGGAACAAGUGUGACAUGGAGGAAGAGAGGGUUGUUCCUACUGAGAAGGGCCAGCUCCUUGCAGAACAGCUUGGAUUUGACUUCUUUGAAGCCAGUGCCAAGGAGAAUAUCAACGUGAGACAGGUCUUUGAGCGCCUAGUAGAUGCCAUUUGUGACAAGAUGUCUGAUUCGAUGGACGCAGAUCCCUCCAUACUGGGCACCUCUAAGAACACGCGCCUGACAGACACCCCACCACUGCUACAGCAAAACUGCUCAUGCUAGGCAAAGCCCACCCUCCCUAUGCAUCCCUCAACUGCUCUGCACUCCCACCGCUGCUCCCAAGUCCAUGCUGUCCACUCCUAGCCCCAUGUAAGCUCUGUUGCUGCUGUUCUUUGCUUUGUUCCCAAGAGGACUCUGCAGCUGGCCCCAUCCCAAAUACGUAACCCCAGUCUUGCUUCACAAAAGAAUAUUUUCUGGUUUACAUAUGGGAUUCCCUGUGGUUGCUUGCAAAGCUGCUAUCUUUUCAACCUUGAAAAUUAAG
Ochotona princeps (American pika) is the source of this 1057-nucleotide messenger RNA. It is a transcript of the gene RAB3B, whose product is annotated as RAB3B, member RAS oncogene family. Gene Ontology annotation, biological process: protein secretion; protein localization to plasma membrane; regulation of exocytosis. Gene Ontology annotation, cellular component: endosome; synaptic vesicle; plasma membrane. Bases 139 to 798 code for a protein of 219 amino acids. Gene Ontology annotation, molecular function: GTPase activity; GTP binding. NCBI's taxonomy places the organism in Eukaryota, Metazoa, Chordata, Mammalia, Lagomorpha, Ochotonidae. The transcript is spliced from 5 exons. The record is from RefSeq and is a predicted model, not a curated record.